GCCGUCGCCAUGUAGAGUCCGCAUGGCACGGUCGCUCCCGCAGCCAACGUCAGUGAAGGUCAUAGACACAGGCCCUCGAGAGUAGAAAUGUUUCGUCUUGUUAAUUAGCCUUUGAAUGAGCCUCUAACUCGGACUCGAACGCUGUGGUCUGACAGAAGGCAAUGCUAGGCUAAAAGCAAACCAAAAAACAUAUAUUUUUUAUUUUCUUAACUUCAUAAUUCAGUGAAUCAACUCAUAUGGUCCAGUGCAAGAUAGUGUGCAGACCUUUCAUUCCAAGAACACUCACAGUACCAGAAAUCGUGCGUCAUGUAUAAAAAUUAUUGAUACCAAAAAACACAGAUUACCUGGUACUUCGGUGUUCAGACCAUCGUUCUUGUAAGUCGCAUCCGUGUGCUCGCCGACUGCAUCUCUCUCGCUUACACGAACGCCAGCGAGCUCAACAGGAAGAGAUGUUGUGGAGAACGAGAGACUGUGGGCGGAUGGGCGUGUUGUUGAUGCUGGCGAUGGUGUGUCUAACGCCCACGUUGAUCUCGGCUCGUAUCAACUCGUAUAACAAACCUGCUGGAGGCGAAGUGAGAGAACAGGACCCCGUGUGGGACAUCAGGCACGUUCUUCCUGAUCUGAACCUUGAGAACAACACGUUCACUGACGUCACCUUCAACGUAGGUGACGUCGCCUACCUUCCUUGUCGUUUUCCUCAGCUGUCGACUUUGCAUCAGAAGGCCUUCCUCCUCCUCCAGGUGUCAUGGAUCCGUCGCUGGGACUGGCACAUCCUCACCACAGGGAUCUACACCUACACGAAGGACAUGCGAUUCCGUGUCCUACACCCAGAAGGCUCGGAUGACUGGACGCUUCAGCUCAAGUACGUCGAGACCAAAGACAACGGCACUUAUGAGUGUCAGAUGUACACAGGCACGGGCGUACUCUCUCAGUUCGUCAACUUGCACGUAAAUAAACCACGUGCACUCAUACUUGGACCUCAAGAGCUUCACGUGCAGGAGGGCGACACAAUCACACUCGUUUGCGUUAUUCAACAGGGCCAACCCCCCUUCGUGUUCUGGUAUCAGGAGGAGAAGAUGGUCAACUACGAUGACUCUCGCCACCGCCUCAGGGUCAUCACAAAGGUCGAAGGCUCCAGGACGCAUUCCAGGCUCACCAUCACCGACGCCAGACAAACGGAUUCAGGAAACUACUCCUGCGUCGCCCCGAACGUGGAUCCUUCCUUUGUUCUCGUCUUCGUGAGCGAGGCAGGUGAUACCGUCGCAGCAGUUCAGAGACGCGGCCACACUUCUACAGCGCCAGCAGGUCAUCUUCCUUCCCUCGACCUUGUUCUCUCCAGCGCUAUCUUGGUCUUCGUCAAAAUCUUCGCCCAAAUCCUCCCCGUGAGAUGAUGGUCAUGUCACGAGGAGAGAUCUUGACGUUAAGAUGCUGCUGAGAUGUUGAUGGAGAUGCGAUGCUGCUGUAUCUCUU
Molecule: messenger RNA, 1470 nt
Organism: Penaeus monodon (black tiger shrimp)
Lineage: Eukaryota; Metazoa; Arthropoda; Malacostraca; Decapoda; Penaeidae
Biological process (GO): synapse organization
Cellular component (GO): neuron projection membrane
Source: RefSeq, a predicted model, not a curated record